Messenger RNA from Drosophila montana, 724 nucleotides. RefSeq names its product odorant receptor 59b-like. The record is from RefSeq and is a predicted model, not a curated record. NCBI's taxonomy places the organism in Eukaryota, Metazoa, Arthropoda, Insecta, Diptera, Drosophilidae. Gene Ontology annotation, molecular function: olfactory receptor activity; odorant binding. Gene Ontology annotation, cellular component: plasma membrane. Gene Ontology annotation, biological process: detection of chemical stimulus involved in sensory perception of smell; sensory perception of smell. The transcript has 4 exons. Bases 1 to 579 code for a protein of 192 amino acids.
AUGCCUGGAAUAUUCAGACUUACUUCUUCAGCUCCUUUGGCCGCUCCGAUAUGUUCCAGGGAGGACUCGAAGAACUUUACUCCCGGCGAAUUCCUGGAACCACAAACCUGUUGCCGAUUCGAACUACAUAUUUUUGAUUUACUUCCUACUUUAAAAUGCUGUGAAUUAAUGCGUCCCGUCAUGUCGUUCACAAUAUUUAUACAGUUUCUACUAACCGGCAUUGUGCUGGGAUUAACUUUGCUAUACAUUCUAUAUUUCUCCGGACUACUCCGAGGCUUAUCCUCGGCUAUAUUUUUUGGUAAUGUCCUGUUUGAAACAUUUCCCUUUUGUUAUCUUUGCGAUGCUCUCGUCGAUGAUUGUGCAGAGUUGGCCAAUCUAUUGGCUCAAUCGAACUGGAUUGAUGCUGGGAAGAAAUACAAGUCCACUUUGAAAAUUUGUAUGCAACACGUUCAGAAGCCAAUCAUAUUUGUUGCUGGGGGCGUCUUUCCCAUUACAUUGAACAGCAAUAUUAAGGUCGCCAAGUUCGCAUUCAGCGUUAUGACCAUUGUGCAACAAAAUGGAUCUGACAGCGCGGCUUAAAUAAGUAUAAAUAUAUGAGUACAAUAGUAAUCCAUUUACGGACAAGCUAUCUAUGUAUCUGAAAGUCUAUAAAGCACAACUAAGAUUGAAUUAUUAAUGCAGCACAAAAAAUAAAAUGAAAUACAUUUCAUUGUUAUAUAUAAAA